AUGGCGGACACUACUGCCGCAUCCACCAAGCCCGUCCACACAAUCGUGCUGGACGCUGGCCCGAUUCUCAAGAAUACCCCGCCGCUUUCAACCCUCCUUGCCCAGUGCGACGAAAUUAUCACCACCCCCUCCGUGGUGGGCGAGAUCCGCGAUCCCGAUGCUCGCGCACGUGUCGAGACACUCUAUCUGCCUUUCUUGAAGCAGCGAUCCCCCACACCCAAGAGCUUCAAUAUUAUCAGCGAAUUCGCUCGCAAGACCGGUGACCGUUCUGUCCUCAGUAGAACUGAUAUUGAGGUCCUUGCGCUUGCCUACGAAAUUGAGUGCGAAAAGAACGAAGGAGAUUGGCGGUUAAGAAGUGUCCCUGGACAGAAGAGAAUCAAUGGAAAGCCUCCUGUUAAGGAGGAAUCCGAGGAGGCCAAGUCCGAGGAGACCAAGCCCGAGGAUGCGGAUGUGGAAGCCAUUACGGAGGGCGUGAAGGAGACCACAGUCGCAGACGUCCAGGAAGAGUCUCCGAAGGAGGAAGAAACUGCCGCAGCCAACGAGGCCGACGAAGUCGCCGAGGUUGCCGUUGCCGUUGCUGACGAAGAAGAGAAGGACGAAGAUCUGGAUGCGGAUGAUGCUGCUGAUUCUGACGACGGAGAAUGGAUCACGCCCUCUAACUAUAAAAAGCGUCUUGCUGAGGAUGAGUCGGGGACAGCGACUCUUACCGCUGCGCCCAAGACAAUGCAGGUUGCGACUAUGACCACUGAUUUCGCAUGCCAAAACGUUCUCCUGCAAAUGAACCUCAACCUUCUGUCUACCACCACCCUCCAGAAGAUCCAGCAUCUUAGAACCUUCAUCAAGCGCUGUCACGCUUGCUUCUUGACUACAAAGGAGAUGAACAAGCAGUUCUGCCCUCGCUGUGGCAAGGAUACUCUCACCCGUGUCUCAUGCACUACCACCGCCAACGGCGCGUUCACAAUGCACCUGAAGAAGAACAUGCAGUGGAACAAGCGCGGCAAUGUAUACAGCGUUCCCAAGCCGAUCGCAGGCAGCGCGAACGGCAAGUGGAAGGGCGGCGGUGGUCAGCGAGGAUGGGGUACCGAGCUCGUUCUCGCCGAAGAUCAGAAGGAGUAUGUCCGCGCCAACGAGGAGGAAGAGCGGAGGCAGCGUCGUGAGCGCGAUCUCAUGGACGAAGACUACCUCCCUGGUAUCUUGACUGGCGAGCGUAACAGGGCUGGCGGUCGUACCAAGGUCGGUGCUGGCCGCAAUGUCAACUCGAAGAAGCGCUAA
Messenger RNA from Penicillium expansum, 1272 nucleotides. Its product is annotated as rRNA-binding endoribonuclease. NCBI's taxonomy places the organism in Eukaryota, Fungi, Ascomycota, Eurotiomycetes, Eurotiales, Aspergillaceae. The coding region runs from base 1 to 1272 and encodes 423 amino acids. Gene Ontology annotation, molecular function: RNA endonuclease activity. The transcript has 2 exons. Gene Ontology annotation, biological process: ribosomal small subunit biogenesis; maturation of SSU-rRNA. Gene Ontology annotation, cellular component: preribosome, small subunit precursor. The record is from RefSeq and is a predicted model, not a curated record.